Messenger RNA from Synchiropus splendidus (mandarinfish), 905 nucleotides. Its product is annotated as interferon regulatory factor 2-like. Gene Ontology annotation, cellular component: nucleus. NCBI's taxonomy places the organism in Eukaryota, Metazoa, Chordata, Actinopteri, Syngnathiformes, Callionymidae. Bases 93 to 794 code for a protein of 233 amino acids. The record is from RefSeq and is a predicted model, not a curated record. Gene Ontology annotation, molecular function: RNA polymerase II cis-regulatory region sequence-specific DNA binding; DNA-binding transcription factor activity, RNA polymerase II-specific. Gene Ontology annotation, biological process: regulation of transcription by RNA polymerase II; immune system process. The transcript is spliced from 7 exons.
AGUUUCCGCGUGCACACACACCCUCCCUCUCACACACACACGGUACCGCCCCCACACUCGGUGCCCGUGCACAAGAACACCUGAGAAUAAAGAUGGAGCGACGCCGGCUGAGGAUGAGACAGUGGCUGGAGGAGCAGAUCAACUCUGGCUGUUACCCAGGGGUCACAUGGCUGGACAAGCUGGAGAAGGUUUUCCAGAUCCCGUGGAAGCACGCUGCUCGUCACGGAUGGAGUCUGGACCGGGAUGCAACACUGUUCCAGAGCUGGGCUGUACACACUGGACGAUAUCGACCUGGAAUAGACAAACCAGAUCCUAAGACAUGGAAAGCCAACUUCCGAUGUGCCCUCAAUUCUCUACCGGAUGUCGGUGAGCUUCGGGAGCUGAGCCGUAAAAGAGGCAGUGAUGCCUGCAGAGUUUACAAGAUGCUUCCCCGCUUUGAGCGUCAGCAUCCACACUCCAGGCGCCAGCGGGGGCAUCCAGCCAGCGAGGAGGUGUGUUCCCAGGCGGAGAGUUGGUCAUCAGUGUUCCGUGGUGAGACGGUGACCGGAGCAGAGCUUUGGCUGGGUGGAGACCACACACUGGGGUUCUGGGAACUGCUUGAGCAUGAGCGGGACCAUGUCUUUGAGACAGCAGACUACCAUGCCAAGGCUGAGCUGUGGGGCCAGAACAGAGGGUGGUCCCGGGCAAGUGCACCAUGGGAGCACUGGGACUGCGAUGUCACAGCUCCACCAUGUUGUGAAACUUUGCACCCGAACCACAUCCUGGACCAGGCUGACUCUUCCGCCAGCAUGUAGCCUCGCAGUGCUGGAGUGAUCUGUGUGUAGUUAAGAUCCUGUUCCCCGCCACGCUGAAGCUUGGUUUUCACAGCUCACAUGUUCAAACCGUCUCAAACGACAAUAAAAUUG